AUGUGUAUGUAUGUCCUGUACACAUCGUCCGGUCUUGCCUUACUUCCAAUUACUCUUAUCAAGACUGCUCCUUCCAUCUCAAGUCCGACGUUGAGAGCCAGCACAGCCUCGCAGCUUGAGGCAAACCGUGAGCGACAACGCCAAUUGGAAGGCCGCUGCGGGGGGAAUCCAGAUGAUCUAUCCUCCAAAGACCGCCGAGAACUCGAUAGCCUUGUUAGAGAGGAAAGAACGCUGAUACGGCGACAGCGUCUUAUUGAGGAAGCACAGGGAGAACAUCGGAGUUGGAUCAUACGAUCAUGGUUCAAGGUCGAGGCAGCAUUCAGGCCCUUCAAGCUCCUCGGCGGUAUUGUCCUUCUUUUGACUGCAGUCCUGAUAUGGGUUUCCAUGCUGCUCACAACGAUUGACAAGGCGAAAAAUUCAGUAUGCAAGCAGCAUUGCGGGUACAUUCUUGGUAAUAUCAACGUCUUCAACCCUGUCAACUGGGUCUUCGUCAAUGCUGCGAAGAUUUUCCCACUUGACUACGGACUCUUUGCGCUGCUCGUCCUGCUGUUCUUCAGUAGCUCUGUUGUGGGGAUCGCAACGGCUGGUAUUCGAUUCCUCUGGAUUAGGAUCUUCCAAAUCCGCAAGGGUCAUACGUCUCCACAGGCUUUGCUCAUGGCGACUGUGAUGCUCACCCUGAUCACAUUGGCACUCAAUUACUCCAUCUCCAUGAUCGUUGCUCCGCAGUAUGCAACCUUUGGGCCACAAACAUUCUGCGAUAGACCUCCGCGAUAUCCUGGAGAACAGCCGGAUUGCAAAAAUUACCCGGAUCUUGUCAAACCCUGUUCGGAGCUUGCGGACAAUCCGGCCGCGAAAGCGGUCUGCACUCCAAGCGUUGUCAGCACGUUUUUUAACCGUGUUACCUUGAAUUUCCCAUUCUUUGGUAUCGUAUUUUUCUGGGCACAGUUCGUAUUUCUUGGUAAGACUCGUACCUUGGCCUCUCUUCCGUCAAGCUUGAUACCAUAUCUUGUAUCAGACAUAAUAUUUCAAGGAGUGAUUCCUAACAGAUUCCUUUUUUCCCUUACUUUAGGCAUAUACCUAAUUGUCUUCCUCACGACACUUUUCCGCACCCCCAAACUUGAUGAACGCCAAAUCGACGAAGACGCUGAGGAAGCUGAAGAGGAGGGCUUAUUGGCCAGUACUGCGAGACGCUUCAAUGCCAACUGGCGGGAUUUCACCGGUCGAGGGAACAGGAGGACUAUUGAUAGCAAUUAUGUUCAUUGA
Rasamsonia emersonii CBS 393.64 is the source of this 1263-nucleotide messenger RNA. RefSeq names its product LMBR1 domain protein. The record is from RefSeq and is a predicted model, not a curated record. The transcript has a single exon. Gene Ontology annotation, biological process: protein localization to vacuole. Lineage: Eukaryota; Fungi; Ascomycota; Eurotiomycetes; Eurotiales; Trichocomaceae. The coding region runs from base 1 to 1263 and encodes 420 amino acids. Gene Ontology annotation, cellular component: vacuolar membrane.